GAAGUAGGCCACUGUAGGCUAGUUUACGUUGUUAGUAAGCCUAGCGCCUACCCGUUGUCUACUAAAGAACAGGUUAUGUGAACUUUGAACUGAAAGCAAACUUGCCCCACAUCGAUACAAACAAUACCUUCACUUUAUCGGAAUGCUGCGUUACUUGAAAAAACCCUUGGAAACCGAAACGUCAACAAAUGGCAAAUAAAUGUGUGAUCCGCUCGUAUAAUAAAAAAUACCAGUUUUCUGGGAUAUCAACUUGGGAAUAAGGAAAAACAAAUGAGCAACUGAGUUUUGUUGAAGGUGCAAACAGCCAGUGCAUUGAGCAGAAUGGUUGUAGAAGGUCACAACCGUGUUAUCCCAAAAGGUCGGACCUUCUCUGUACAGUACUCCCUGCCCAAGCUGUUUGUCCCACCCCUAGACCAGACCUUGAAGAAAUACCUGGACACAUGUCGGCCUCUCUUGACUGAUGAGCAGUACAAAGCCACAGAGGAGAUCGUGGAGAGGUUUAAGAACAAAGAGGGACCAAAUUUACAAAAAUUAUUGGAAGAAAGGGCACAGAACCACACAAACUGGCUCUCUGAUUGGUGGAAAAAUAUAGCCUACCUUGAAGGUCGUGAACCUAUUGUGAUAAAUGUUAACCCCGCAUUGGUGUGCCCUAGACAAGACUUCAGGGGCUUGAAGGAACAAAUUGAGUUUGCUGCUAGAUUUAUUGCUGGUGCACUUGACUACAAAAUUCUGCUUGAUGAACAAAGAGUUCCUGUUGAUACUUUAGGUGGGAAACCAUUGUGUAUGGUGCAGUAUUACCAGCUGAUCAAUGCCUGCAGAAUUCCAGGGGUCAAGAGAGACUCGCAUGUGUGCAUACCCCCCACUGACCCCAACCAGCCGAGGCACAUCAACAUCAUUCACAAGAAUCAUAUUUUUUCAGUAGAUGUCUAUGGUAGCAAAGGGGAACCACUCAGUAUUAGCCAGCUCCAGCAACAGAUACAGUACUGUGUAGAUCAUAGCCAGGUUUCUGCGGAUCCUGUGGGAAUAUUAACAACUCUGGAUAGAACUUCUUGGGGCAAACUCUAUGCCAGUAUGGCUAAAGACAAGGCAAACAAGGCAGCUUUUGAAAAUAUCCAGCAAAGUAUUUUUAUCCUGUGUCUGGAUGGGCCUUACCCUCAGGAUGAAGGUCAGCAAGCUGCAGACUUGGCAGCUUCCAUUUUUAUCCACGGGGGUGGAAGCAAAUUAUAUUCUGGAAAUAGAUGGUUUGACAAAACAUUACAGUUUAUAAUCAACUCAGAAGGCUUUAUUGGUCUCAACUAUGAACAUACAACUGCUGAAGGCCCAGCUAUCAUAGGACUUUAUGAUCAUAUAUUAGGAUUUAUAGAGAGGAACCAAGAGUCACGGGUAGAUGCUGCCGAUGUUCAGGCCCCGCUGCAACUCAGCUUUAACGUCAGUGAUAAAACAAAGACUGUGAUAGACAAGGCUUGUUACCAACUCAACACAUCUGCAGAAGACUUGAUGAUUCGAUGUUUAUUUUUUACAGAAUAUGGUAAAAAUUUUAUCAAGUCCCAAAAAUUAAGUCCUGAUGCUUAUAUUCAAAUAGCAUUUCAGUUAGCCUAUUAUAGAAUCUACAAGCAGCCUUGUGCAACGUAUGAAACAGGAUCACUUAGAAGAUUCCAGCUGGGUCGCACCGACACUAUAAGGUCAUGCUCCAUUGCUUCCCUUGCAUUUACCAAGGCCAUGGAUGACCCCGCGGUACCUGAGGUCACCAAGGUGGAUUACCUGAAGAAAGCUGUAGCCUCACACAGGAAGUACACUGAUGAUACAAUAUCAGGAAAUGGAAUAGACAGACACCUUUUAGGACUAAAGUUGAUAGCUAUUGAAAAUGGAAUGAAUGUGCCUGAGAUUUUUAUGGACUUAUCUUAUAAAGAAAGUACACACUUCAGGCUAUCUACAAGUCAGGUCGCAUCAAAAUACGCUUCCUUGCUUGCCUUUGGUGCUGUUGUACCUGAUGGCUAUGGGCUGUGUUACAACCCGCAGGAUGACCAGUUGAUUAUAUCCGUCUCCUCCUACAAUAACAACCCCCAGACCAACUCGGACACAUUUGCUCAAAGUUUGACAACGUCGCUACGCGACAUACAAAAACUACUGGCAAGUCAUCCUCAGUCCAAAUUAUAAUGCAAGAACUAGAAUAAAAAAUGUUUACUGUAGGCUUUUAAUAAAUUUGUGUGUACUUGUGUGGGCUGUUUCUCAAAUUUAAACUAAGCAUUGGUUAAUUAGUAUUUUCUUUUUACUUUUUGAAAUGUUAUUGUUUAGCAAAAAAAAAUUAAAUGGGGAGAAUUUUAAAAAUUAGUGAAAUGUUAUCGUUUUACUAACAUUUAAAUUUUAAAAAAAGGAAAAUUACGGAAAUUAGUGUGUGGUAGAAAAUUCAUAAGUUUCAUAGAAAAAAACAAUUGAAUGUUUAAGUUUAAUAAACAUUAAAUCUAUGGUAAUAACAGUACAUAUGGUUAUCAGCUAUUGACAAAUGUGCUCUGUUUAUAUUUUUAUCUUGUUUUUCUCUCAGGAAAGACAUAUAAACCAAUCAAGAGGUUUGAAAAUUUAGUUUCAAUUACUUCUCAUAGGCCUUUAUUUUUUAAUAAUUUUUUUAAAAAAUGUCUGAUGAAGAUUUACAAUUUACCAGAUUUUCAUUUUAUUUUUUUUUAUAUUUUUGCACUAGUCUAGAAAUAAUCAGGUUUUAUUUCUUACUGUCAUGCUUAAGAAACUUUCUUUUACAUAAUUUCCCUUAUUUUGUAAUGAUGUAUACUACUAACCGGCCAGAAAAUUGGUACAGGUGCCUAAACUGGAUAGUUUGCCAGAACUUUCUGUAAUUAUCCCUAUAAUUAAAGUUCUGGAGAAUAGAUUUGAAGGAUUUAUCACAGUAUGAAGAACGAUUCAUAAAGUUCAGAAGCUGAAUGUUCAAAAUGUUCUUUAAUAAUUUGUUACAGCAUUGGCUAAUAUCAUUUUAUAAGAUUUUGUGGAGGAAAACUUGAAAUGUUAAAAUAUUUUCAUCUUCCUCAAAAAUAUUCUAGUAAAAUCCCUGUUGAAGACUUGUAGUGCUAAAAUGAAAUUUAAUUACAAUAAUUUACAAUUGCUGUCAAACAAUAACAACUUCACCAGAUUGUCUUAUUGUUUAUAAUAAGCAAUUUAUCAGUGCCUUUCGAUUCAUCCCGUCUUUCAAAUUAAAAAAAAAAUUACAGGUAUUCGAAAUUCUCUGUAUCAACAAAAACAUCAUUAUUAAAUCUCAAGACUUCAGGGGAAAAUGUUAAGAAAUAAGAGCAUUCAAUUAUAUUGUCUUGUUGUUUUAUAAAUACUCUUUCCACCCCCACCCCUCCCAUUUCUGUUUUGGGGGUCUCCUCAUUUUCAAUGUGAUUGCUAUUUAUGUGAAAAAAAAUCAAAGAAAUCUCAUUUAAUUUAUUUUCUUUUAGUUAUGGCUGUACUUUGUUCAUUUCCUUGAUUAGUUUAUACAUUCUAGGUUAGCCUCAGCAGAUUGAUGGUCCAUUAUUUACUUUAAACUUGCCUGAAUGAUGAAAAUUGUUUACACUGGGGCGAGUUUUGAGUAAGAAUUUCUGAAAUUAGUACGUUUUUCGCCUUGCUCGACUAACCACAAUCAAUGUAUUACAUUAAACUAGUCUUAAAAUGGUAGAAUCGGCAGCUAAUUUUUGUUUGGGUUUUUUUCUUUAAUUUAAUUAAUUUUGUGUAUGUUUUCACUUAAUUAACAUUUCAAGAAUGAAUGUUUGUUGAUUUGUUGUCAAAAUAUAAAGCUCUAGACUUUCAGUUUGAAUGAGGACAUUUUUUAAAAUUAUAAAUAUAGCACUCUGAUUGUUUCACUUUUACAUAAAUAUCUGUCUAAAAUGGCGCUGGUGUCAAAAUUUUAUCUCACCUCUUCUUUAUCACUUGUAAUAAUGUAUCAGCAGAUAUAUUUUAUCAUGUGCAUGUGGAGUUAUAUAGACUCUCUAUUCUUUUUUCAUACUAUGUCAAGAAUAAUUAUACAGAAUAAGCUUUUUAUGGUGUGGUGCACAGAAUAUUCAUUUUAAUUCUGCUCAUUAGGCUCAUGUUAAUAAUGUGUUAUUUAUAGAAAAAAAAAUUAUAAAUUGUACUGAUCUGUUGAGAGUUUGACUUCUGUGUGUUCAAAAGAUGUGUUCGUUGUAGGGUCUUUAUUUUGUGCACUUGAGAUAUUUUACAUGAAAAUUUUAUUUUGUUCAUAAUUCUAGCCGUACUUUAAAACCUGAAUGAAAGUUGAGCCCUACAUUUGAGAGUUUCUAUGGGCAUUAUUAAAAUACAGAAUUGCUAUAUUUUUUUUAACAAAAGACUUUUUUUUCAGCUACAACACUUGAGCUAAAAUGAGAAUUAAAAACGAUUGUUUUUAUUGACUGUUACUUGCAUGUGACAUUUUAAUUAUUCUCUGCUAACAGUCUUGUAUGUAUGUGGCGCAAUCUAAUUACAGACAAUAAUAUGUUGUAGUAGCUCAUACUUCAUCCAGAUGAGAUUGAAACCAUUCUAAAGCAGGGCUAUAGCUGUUCAUGUUCACCAAAUAUUGUGUUUAUAAAAAUAUAACCACUUCAAAUUUGGAUUUAAAGACUCAACAGUGUCAUUUCAAGAUUCUUGGUCAGUUCACUGAAUAUUAUUUUAGUUUUUAAUAAAAUUAUUUUCUUCUUAGAUAUUUUUUAUUAUUGUAGUAGUUGAUUAGUUGGUAGUUUCAGAUUUUUACCUAGGGAUAAUUAGCUUUAAGAAGAGCAGGGUGCUCAUGGAUUACAGGUUUGUCUUGAUGGUAAGGGGCAAGUUACUUUGGUGCUGUUAGCUGUGCUUUGAUUCUGUUCUGCUACACUCUUCUGUAUUUACCUAAUUCAUUUAUGUUGGAGUACUGAAAGAACAUGCAUGCUUUUUUUAUUGUAUUCUUUAGUAAGUAAUGUAGCAUUUAUGAAACCUAAGGAGGCUAACUCUGUUUUUUUUUUUUAAAUAUUAAUGAAUUGAGACAACUGCAAAUAAAGAAUAUGCUUUAUGUGUUGGACUGUUUUGGAGUUAUGUUUUUAUAAAUAGCAAUUUACUCUUGAAGAAAAUGUUUUAUCAUUGGCCAAUGGUAAUUAUUCAUUGUGUGUAUCAUCUGGAAUAAUGUGGCCUAUAGAGAUUCAAAUGUUAACAGUUAGCUCUAAUGCAAUUUACCUAAGUCACGGAAACAAACCACUUCAUCAAUCUUACUGACAAUCAGGUGUGAAAGAAGUGAGAGGGUUAUUUUUUUUUUAUUAAAAAGUUGUAAAUAGUUCUUAAUUUGACAAGAAUUGUAGAAUAUACAGAUGGUAUCCAUUAUGUUAUGUUAUCUUUGAUGUAAUAAAAAAACAUUUUGUUUU
Molecule: messenger RNA, 5363 nt
Organism: Physella acuta
Lineage: Eukaryota; Metazoa; Mollusca; Gastropoda; Physidae
Product: carnitine O-acetyltransferase-like
Biological process (GO): carnitine metabolic process, CoA-linked
Cellular component (GO): peroxisome
Molecular function (GO): carnitine O-acetyltransferase activity
Source: RefSeq, a predicted model, not a curated record